Glarea lozoyensis ATCC 20868 is the source of this 951-nucleotide messenger RNA. RefSeq names its product WD40 repeat-like protein. The record is from RefSeq and is a predicted model, not a curated record. The transcript has 3 exons. NCBI's taxonomy places the organism in Eukaryota, Fungi, Ascomycota, Leotiomycetes, Helotiales, Helotiaceae. Gene Ontology annotation, biological process: positive regulation of protein phosphorylation; rescue of stalled cytosolic ribosome. Gene Ontology annotation, cellular component: nucleus; cytosol. The coding region runs from base 1 to 951 and encodes 316 amino acids. Gene Ontology annotation, molecular function: translation regulator activity; ribosome binding; protein kinase C binding.
AUGACGGAACAACUCAUUCUUAAGGGCACCCUCGAGGGCCACUCCGGAUGGGUCACCUCGCUCGCGACUUCGCUCGAGAACCCAAACAUGCUCCUCUCCGGUUCGCGCGACAAGACUUUGAUCAUCUGGAACUUGACCCGCGAUGAGAGUUCUUACGGAUACCCAAAACGAUCUCUCCACGGUCACUCUCACAUCGUCUCUGACUGUGUCAUUUCCUCCGACGGUGCAUAUGCCCUCUCUGCAUCUUGGGACAAGACUCUCCGACUCUGGGAGCUUUCUACCGGUACCACCACUCGCCGAUUUGUUGGACACACAAACGACGUCCUCUCCGUCUCCUUCUCUGCCGAUAACAGACAGAUCGUCUCAGGAUCCCGCGACCGAACAAUUAAGUUGUGGAACACCCUGGGUGACUGCAAAUUCACCAUCAGUGAGAAGGGACACGCCGACUGGGUCUCAUGCGUCAGAUUCAGCCCUAACCCACAGAACCCAGUCAUUGUCAGCUCUGGAUGGGAUAAGCUCGUAAAGGUCUGGGAACUUUCUUCCUGCCGCCUACAAACUGACCACAUUGGCCACACCGGCUACAUUAAUACCGUCACAAUCUCCCCAGAUGGAUCUCUCUGUGCUUCCGGUGGAAAGGAUGGAACCACCAUGCUUUGGGACUUGAACGAAUCAAAGCACCUGUACUCUUUGAACGCUGGCGAUGAGAUCCAUGCCCUUGUUUUCUCGCCAAACAGAUACUGGCUCUGCGCUGCCACAUCUAGCAGCAUCAUCAUUUUCGAUUUGGAGAAGAAGAGCAAGGUUGACGAGUUGAAGCCAGAAUUCCAGGCCGUUGGUAAGAAGAGCAGAGAGCCAGAGUGUGUUAGCUUGGCAUGGAGUGCAGAUGGACAGACACUUUUUGCAGGUUACACCGAUAACAUCAUCCGUGCUUGGGGUGUUAUGUCGAGAGCAUAG